Messenger RNA from Talaromyces stipitatus ATCC 10500, 1512 nucleotides. RefSeq names its product PAXNEB protein superfamily. NCBI's taxonomy places the organism in Eukaryota, Fungi, Ascomycota, Eurotiomycetes, Eurotiales, Trichocomaceae. The transcript is spliced from 2 exons. Gene Ontology annotation, biological process: tRNA wobble uridine modification. The record is from RefSeq and is a predicted model, not a curated record. Gene Ontology annotation, cellular component: elongator holoenzyme complex; cytoplasm; transcription elongation factor complex. The coding region runs from base 141 to 1316 and encodes 391 amino acids.
CUUUUUUUCUUCCUGCCCGAAAAAGUCUUAGCGUGAUAUCGGAGCUGCCCCGCAUCAUCAUUGGCUGCCGCAAUAUAAAACUUUCGAAAAGUUCAACUUCAUACAAGAGCUCACCAAAAACGCACAAAUACAGAAACAAAAUGUCAUUUCGGAAGCGGAAUGUUGGUAUCUCCACAGGCGCAAAUCAAGCUAUAUCACCCACGACACCACCUGCUGCUGUACCUGUCAACGAAAGUCUUCCCGGAGUGCGACCAUCUCCAGAUGACGGACGACCAACAACAUCAACGGGCUCUCGUUCUUUGGACAAUUUAUUAGCUGGGCAUGCAGGAAUACCACUCGGGAAAAUACUGCUUAUUGAAGAAAAUGGGACUACAGACUUUGCAGGUGCCUUGUUGCGUUACUAUGCAGCUGAAGGAGUCAUUCAAGAACAUAAAGUGCACGUCAUUGGCAUGGGGGAACAAUGGGGCAGGACGCUUCCGGGGCUUAUAGGAUCCGCUGAUGUUUUGAACGAUAAAGUCGACAGAAGAAAAGAGGAGAAGAUGAAGAUUGCUUGGCGGUAUGAGCGAUUUGGAGAAUUCGGGACAGGAGUUGCAGGCUCAAGAGCGCCCGUCAAUGCCGCAAAUACUACUUUCACUUCUACAACACCUGGCACGAAACAAGAUGCUUUCUGUCAUGCCUUUGAUUUAACCAAGAGACUUACCCACCCAUCUCUGGCUACUGUCAACUAUAUACCUCUUACGCCGCAAAGAGGAUCACCCCUGUCGUCGAUAAUGCAAAACCUUCAGCUCAGUAUUUCAAACAGUCCUCCCAACACCGUACAUCGAAUCGUCAUUCCUUCCCUCCUCAAUCCUGCCGUCUAUCCUCCCGAGACCAGCCAGCCUGAAUAUCUCCUCCGAUUCAUCCACUCCCUUCGAGCACUCCUGUCGCAUAAUGCUUAUAACAUCACCGCCAUGAUCACAAUACCACUAUCACUCUAUCCGAGAUCAUCUGGCCUCAUCCGUUGGGUCGAGAUUCUGUGCGACGGCGUGAUUGAGUUGUGCCCAUUCCCUCAUUCAUCCGACGCGAUAGCCACUUCAGGUGCAGCCACAGCGCACGAAGAGCCACCUCAAGGAAUGCUCAGGACACACAAACUCCCUGUCCUACAUGAGCGCGGAGGUGGUAGCGACCAAAACAUUGGCCAAGAUUGGGCUUUUACGUUAAGUCGACGCAGAUUCGAAAUCAAGCCAUUCAGUCUUCCUCCAGCUGAAAACGACAACGAGGCCCAGCAGGCACCUAGUGAUAGUAAAAUGCCUAAAAAGGCCGAUCUUGAGUUUUGAUUCGAAUAAGUCGGGUUCGGUCAAGUUCUAUCAGCCUCGCUCGUCUUCGUAUUGUUCUUCUCGGUACAUGUCGCUUAGCUCGAUCUGCUCGGACAUUGCAGGACCGGUGAAUGUCAUUGUACACAAGUACUCUGGGCCGUAUGAGCCUGCGCCGUUACGUCGGACGCCUCGAAUGCGGUUUCUGAGUCCAUCACCC